Molecule: messenger RNA, 3566 nt
Organism: Aspergillus costaricaensis CBS 115574
Lineage: Eukaryota; Fungi; Ascomycota; Eurotiomycetes; Eurotiales; Aspergillaceae
Product: class I SAM-dependent methyltransferase
Exons: 7
Coding region: 372-3566 (1064 amino acids)
Molecular function (GO): methyltransferase activity
Source: RefSeq, a predicted model, not a curated record
AUGCCCUUUCCCUCCACCCUGUACAGUAACGGAGAAUUUGUAACCCUUCUUCGCCACGACUGUCUCUACAAUACUCUGCCACCACCUACUACUACUACCAUCUCUGCAUACUUCCCCGUAAAUACAAACCCUUCUUUUUAUCAAUUUCAGGCCAUCAAGUCCGUGCUGGGAUUGAAUUUCUCAUACUAUUUCCUUAUGAGAUAUCGUUUUUAUUUUUAAACCAAUUUAACUUACACCCUCGUCGAGCAUCCACUGACUAAGUCGCCUUACCGAGCCCUGGGCCUGGAUACUACCUACGUACUACCAUUCCCACCCCCACUCAGACGCUGGCCUCUUAAGCUCCAGUUUCCCCAAGUCCCCUGGUACGCAUAAUGCCUACUGGUAGAUCAACUGGAUCUAGUCGUGAAGAUGACACGCAGUCUUUGACUGCCAGUGUAACGGAUUACCCCAUGGAAUAUGGAAGACGAUACCACAAAUAUCAUGAGGGCUCAUAUUUAUAUCCCAACGACGAGCAAGAGCUAGACCGUAUGGACAUGCAACACCACAUGCUCAAAUUGGUCAACCGCGGGCGGCUGCUCUUCGCUUCUCCCCAAAGCCCAAAGAAGAUCCUAGAUGUUGGCACCGGCUCUGGUAUAUGGCCUAUAGAACUAGCGUCUGAAUUCCCAGCAGCCGAGAUUAUAGGGACCGAUCUUUCGCCUGUACAACCGAACGAAGUCCCCGAGAACGUCCAUUUCCUAGUCGAUGAUGUUACAGAGGACGAAUGGCUAUGGGGCCCCAACCACUUCGACGUCAUCCAUGCCGGUCAUCUUUCAGGUGCCUUGCCAUCAUAUAAAGAUUUGUUACGGAAAGUCUUCAAGCAUCUCAAACCUGGUGGCAGUGUUCAGUGCGACGAAUUUGACCCGAAGCCGAAAUGCGAUGACGGAACCAUGCCAGAAGAGGACCCCGAUAAAUUCAGCGAAUAUGCCCUUCAAGACCUUAUGGAUCUACACCAUCGUGCCGGCCAGGCCUCAGACCCGCCCCGGCAGUUUCGAGUGGCCCAUCGAUUGGCACGCUGGAUGAGAGAAGUGGGAUUCGAGGACGUUCAGGAACGGGUUCAAAAAGUACCCGUGAACCCUUGGUCUACCGACUCUCAUCUGAGAACGAUUGGUUCGUGGAACGAGACAAACCUGCUGGAAGCCGCAGCUGGUUGGUCUUACAAGCCACUCACGAUUCUUGGUUGGUCGAAGCCCGAGAUCGAAGUCUUCCUGGUCGAUGUUCGAAAAUCCAUCCAAAACCGUGAUGUCCACGCCUAUUUGGACUAUUAUGUGGUAACAGGAAGAAAACCACGUUCUGCUUACGAGGACUUCCUAGCCUCCGCGUUCCGACGUUUCGCUAACGGCCAACGACGCUACGAGAGCCGCGUCCCGGGCCCAUUGGAGGCUCGGCGACGACUCGCUAAGAGGAGGAAUACUGCCCUCGCUGGGAUUGCGGGGACAGGGCCUUUGGAUGAUAUUGCGUGUUUGUUUGGGCGCAAUGGGAGGGAGCAUAUGAAAUGGACGACCACGACGGAGGGGAGGAAGGCGAAGGGCUCGCACUUUUAUCAAUUGAGUACCCCGUCGCCGUCACCGCCGCCGCCUCCGAUACCGACACCGUCUGCGCCAGUGUAUAAUGAGGGUGGUAACGUUGUUGGUGAUGAGUUUGAGUUUGGGAGGCCGGAUAUGCCGCCAGAGGGGUCUGAUGAGGUGUCGCGCGAUCAAUAUGUCAGGAGACGGUUGAGGGAGUGUCGUACCGUCGAGGCUGUUAAGAGGGUUGUUCGGCAAUUGGAUGUUGAUCUUUUGCGAGAGCCGGGGUAUAGUCGUUUUAUAUUCGAUCACUUGUUGUCGUGCUCGAGGAGGGGGGAGGUGGCUGUUGAUGAGCUGGUGUCAUUUCUGGAUGAUCCGCAGCUUAAUAUCCGCGGAGCGAGGAAUUAUUUGACCGCGGUCGAGCAUAUCGCUUCGCGUGGAAUAAGGCAGGGGAAGCGGCACCCGCUUUUCGACAAUUUCGUUCAGGCUCUGGAGCUUGGGCUUGUUCCGCCUGAGGAGCUCUGCGCUGUUAUAGAGGCUGUUGCGAAAACAGUACCGGCGAAGGGUGAGAAGAUGAGACAGUCCCCGGAUACGAUCACGGCAAUGUACCGGGCGAUGUGGGAUGCAAUUGGACGGUGUGAUAUAUAUGGGCACGGUGAUCUCGACGAGGGGAUUAUUGACGCGUGGCUUGGCGCUUUAUGGGAGAGGGAUGUCUGCAAGGACUUGCCCUUGGCGAAGAGCAUGCUCGUUGCUGCUCAGAGACUGGAGUCGGCAUGUUGCUCGUGGGCUACGUUGUUCAUCACGCGUUGGCUGGAACUUCCCAAGAAGCUGCGAGCUGGCGCUGGUGAAGUCUACGCGAGUGACAUACUGAGCAGUUUCAAGCCGGAUCUUGCAACAGCUGCUGUCAUAUCGACAACCGAAUUUCUGGCGUUGAACAAGAAAGACCUGCUUAGCCGGUGGCACGACUGCUUGUUGCAGGCUCAAGAGAUCCCGCAACUUGUUUCAUCGGAAGCAUGGCUUGAUGUUCGAUCGCAGCGCGAUGUAACAGAGCCAAAUAUCCCGCUGCAACAUCAGAUCAUCUUACGCAUAUGGGCUUUACGCACUCUCAGCAAAGGCCUUUCCGACGGGCCUCUAUGGAGGAAGAAUGUACGAGCCACUGAUGUGCCCAUAAGACGCCUCUUCGGCCUCUACGAGUCCGUCAGGAAGACUGAGUCCCGCGAAGACUUGCUAAGCAGCCUAAUGAAAGGCAUCCAUGACCUUGGGCUACCAGCCAACGGCCUCCUCAUACUAGCCGUGGACCUGAAAGCCCGCAACGCCCUCACCAAAUCCACCCGACGCACCCUAACCAACAUGGAAACAUCCGCAUCCAACGCCUCCUUCGCCAACAUCUUCGCCAGCCUCGACGCCUACAACGCAACCACCCCCCACUUCUUCUCCAAAUUCGAAACAAUGACCCGCCAAAUCGACAUCACCUCCCCAGACUUCAUCUCCCACGGUCUCGACCUCGCCCGAACCGGCGACUCCCGCAGCGUAUGGACACUCAUCCGCCUCCUCCGCUCCCACACCCCUCUCAAAAUCGCCCUUUCCAAAUCUUGGAUCCCUAUCCCCAACGCAUCAGAAAAAGCCCUCGUGCGCUACUACCCAGAGCCCAGGACCAGCGAUUGCCCGGACCCGCACGCCGCUUUAGAGAUGAUCCACCUUCUGGCAGUGUCACUCGCGUGCUCGAGGCGCUUGAGUCCGCGCCGGUCCUACAGUCUCGUGCAUUGGCUGUAUGUCUUCCUGGUGAAGCAUAAUGCGCCUGUCAAACCGGCCAUCGCGCGUGCUUUGUAUCAUGCGGGCGUUGAACGCUUUCGGCGCGAGGGGUUACGUGUUUCGCUUACGCAGUAUGCGUAUAUCUAUGAUGUUGUGGAGGAGGUCGAGGGGGCGGAUGUCGUCGAGGCGCUGAUGGAGCCGCCGAGGAUUGGACAUCGGUUUUCUGGGGAGGAAGAAGGGGAGAGUUGUUCUGAGUACGAAGAGUUGCGAUGA